GCGGCGGGCGCGGCCCCCUCCCCGUUCGCCUUCCCCGCCCGCGCCGAGGAUGAUGAGCCCCUACGGCCGAUCAAUAGAAAUAUGCAUUUCCAUAAUAUCACCUUUGAACUAAUGAAGUGGAAGUACAGAUGAAAACAGUCUGGAGGAAGCUUGAAGUACAAUACAGUUUCAUUCGGUUUCCUAAUUCUGAGGAAACGAAGGUGGAAAAGUUAGGAAAGCAUCUUUGCAGUCAGGCACCAACGCUGGGAUUGGGCUCACCGGACAGACCAGGCUUAACAUUUGUCAAGCAGAAGGGCCAGUCGCCUUGCACAGGAAGGAUUAAAAGUGAACAAUGACUCGGUUGAGAGUUCAUGAGCAAUUGCUUGGAGCCUAUCUGCUUAUCAUUCUCCAUGUUCAAGGUCAAAAUCUAGACAUGCUUCAUGGCACAGGAAUGAAGACAAAUUCUGACCAAAAGAAACAAGCAAAUGGAGUCACGCUUGCUCCAGAGGACACCUUACCUUUUCUGAAGUGCUACUGCUCGGGACAUUGUCCAGAUGAUGCUAUUAAUAACACAUGCAUAACUAACGGGCAUUGCUUUGCUAUCAUUGAGGAAGAUGAACAUGGAGAACCCACGCUUGCUUCUGGCUGCAUGAAGUAUGAAGGUUCAGACUUCCAGUGCAAGGACUCCCCCAAAGCACAGUUACGUCGGACGAUUGAGUGCUGCCGAACUGAUUUCUGCAAUCAGGAUUUACAACCAACCUUACCACCUCUGGAUAGCACAGAUGGACUUUUUGAUGGCAGCAUCCGUUGGAUGGCAGUGUUGAUUUCUAUGGCAGUCUGCAUAAUUGUCAUGGUCAUCUUAUUUAGCUGCUUUUGUUACAAGCAUUACUGUAAGUCCAUGGCAAAGAGGCACUGUUAUAAUCGUGACCUGGAACAAGAUGAAGCAUUUAUUCCAGCUGGGGAGUCAUUAAAAGACCUUAUUGACCAGUCACAGAGUUCUGGGAGUGGAUCAGGAUUACCGUUGUUGGUUCAGCGCACUAUUGCCAAACAAAUUCAGAUGGUGAGGCAAGUUGGAAAAGGACGGUAUGGUGAAGUGUGGAUGGGCAAAUGGAGGGGUGAAAAAGUGGCAGUCAAAGUGUUUUUCACCACAGAGGAAGCCAGUUGGUUCCGAGAAACAGAGAUUUACCAAACUGUUUUAAUGCGUCACGAAAACAUCCUUGGUUUCAUAGCUGCAGAUAUUAAAGGCACUGGCUCCUGGACUCAGCUUUACUUGAUUACAGAUUAUCAUGAAAACGGAUCAUUGUAUGAUUUUCUGAAGUGCACAACGCUGGACAACAGGGCUCUCCUCAAACUGGCUUAUUCUGCUGCAUGUGGGCUGUGCCAUCUACACACGGAAAUUUACGGGACACAGGGCAAGCCUGCUAUUGCACACAGGGACCUGAAGAGUAAAAACAUCCUCAUAAAGAAAAACGGAACCUGCUGCAUUGCGGACUUGGGUCUUGCAGUCAAGUUUAACAGUGACACAAAUGAAGUUGAUGUUCCCUUGAAUACGAGAGUGGGAACAAAACGUUACAUGGCUCCAGAAGUCCUGGAUGAAAGCCUGAAUAAAAACCAUUUCCAGCCCUACAUCAUGGCUGACAUCUACAGUUUUGGGCUGAUCAUUUGGGAAAUGGCUCGGCGCUGUGUCACAGGAGGUAUUGUUGAAGAGUAUCAGUUGCCAUAUUAUGACAUGGUGCCAAAUGAUCCAUCCUAUGAGGACAUGAGAGAAGUGGUGUGUGUCAAACGCCUGCGCCCCGUCGUGUCAAACAGAUGGAAUAGUGAUGAAUGUCUAAGAGCAAUACUGAAGUUGAUGUCUGAAUGCUGGGCUCAUAAUCCUGCCUCAAGGCUCACUGCCUUGAGGAUCAAGAAGACACUUGCCAAGAUGGUGGAGUCACAAGAUGUAAAGAUUUGACGUAGGAAAGUGACUUUGGAGAGCAAAGCUGGACUCCUAAAUCUUCUCACUCACAUGUGGGUGGGGAAGAUAGAAAUAGGAAAGAGGAAAUAACUGAGAUUCAGUGUAUUUUCUCAGCACACUUCUACAGGCUGCUAAUCAAGUCUUUCAGUACUUCAUAGACCGUGAUACUGAGAGCCUCUACACACUACAUGCUACGGAUAUGGACAGCCUUGAUAAAAUACACGGUUUGGUUUGGUUUGAGCUGCAUUGAGACUUCAGUCAUGCUUAGUGAGUCUCCAGUAAAACUCUGGGUACUGAAUUGAAUGUUCAGAUUACAGUGCUUUCUGUGAAAGCCUAACAAGCUAUAUGGAUUCAACAGAGAUGGAGAAUAUAAGCUUUUUUUUUUUUUUUUUUUGCCUUCUACCUGAUAAAACCUAGUCAAUCCAUACCAAGUUUUCGUGAAACAGCCUGUAGGUUAUGAAUCUAUUUGUGAUACUACUCAGUUUAACAGUUCCUUAUGCCUUUAUGUGUGUGCCAGGAUUAUUUUGCUGUCAUUUGGAAUAUAUAAAGAAACCAUUUAAAUGAACAAAGUUCUAUGAUCAGGGUUCCAUGCAUUUUGUGGCUCUACAAUGAGAAAUUUGCUACAGAAUCUUUGCCAUUAAGUUAUCUUCUGAAAUCUCAGUUUUAAUUUUAUUUCUGUUUUUGUUUGUGUCACAACGAGAACUGCAAAAAUGUGAACCUUAAUCAGUUCGGGAGUACCUACCUAAGUCUGUAAAGAGCUUGAAACAAUCUCUCCUGAGGUGCAACCUGCCUUGGUCAUCUCAAUUCCGGUCCAGUGAUGCAACCAGCAUUUUUGCCAUAGAAUACUUUACAUCUUAGCAAAAAGACAAUUAAUGAUGUGUUUUGAUUUUUCUACUUUAUUGGGACUUACUGACAGGUGCCUGCCAUGCUCUGAACUCUUUUCCACAAAGGAGGGGAUUUGUCAGCUGUAGGGACGUGCUUUUCCAUCAUUUGGCCAAAGUAGGCAGGAGAUAAGCUUUGAAAGGCUUGUGAACAAGUUUGUUUUACAGACACAAGAGAGGGAAGGCAGGAAGCACUGGGUGCCCAGAAGUUUAGAGAAUGCAGUAAAGGUCAGGACCAGGAGAACUGAACACGGGAACUGUUGAAGAUCCACAAGGUGCAGAAGAUUUUGAGCUGGUUGCCCUGAGGUUAAACACAGGAGGCCACAUCUGUGGGCCACUUAGUGCACAGUUACAAAAGUCAAGAUGUGAGACAAGGUAAAUCAGUUGAUCUUUUAAGUUCCAGUUAAGGACAUUUGGGAGAAGUGGCAUUGAAAUUAAUUCAAGAAGAUACAGUAAGUUGCAUAAUUGCAAAAUUUGGUCUUAUUGUGCCAACUAUUUGGCCUGCACAGGAAAGUGUAGUUCCUUCCUUUUUGUCACUGACCCUCACAACUUGUUUAAAAGCCAGAACCCUCCAUGAGGUUACUGUAAGGCAGAAUUACUGAUUUAUAACUCCUUUGGCACUUCUGCUUUGAAUUUAGAAAGCAGUACCAUAACUCAAGCUGAAGCAUCAAAUGCAUGAAUCAUCUGAAGAACGAACACACAGUAUUGGAACCAUUGAAUCUAUUUGAUAAUUUAAGUGCCUAUAACUUUGUACUGUAAGUCUUGUUCUUGGUAACUUUAAAAAGGGAAGUUAUUUAUACAGUGUGUUUUGUGCUUUAGUUAAAAAAAAAAGCCAACAAACACCUAGUUCUAGGUACAUGUGUACAAUUACAUACAUGCACACACACACAUGCCACAGUCGAGAUUUGAAAAAAAAAAUUAAGAAUAAUACUAAAAUUGAUGGAAAAAAUGUUAAAACUUCAGAUUGAUUUAUGCCAGAUUAUUUGUUGUCUUAAAAUAUGUACAUGGAGAUUGUUUUCAUAUGUGUUUAAAUUUCCCUUGAAAAUACAACUGAUAGAAAACAAUAUAAUGCAGAACUAAUGUGAUUUGUGAACAAUUACAGCCUUCUAGCAUGUUACUUUUUUUUGUUUUAAUCCUGUAGUUCCCAUAAUGUAAAUGGUCAGGCAAAAGAUUGCAGUAUUUUUAUUUUCUAUUGUGAUGUACAGACUUUAUUUAACAGUUCUACAUAUUUUAUAGAAAACUAGCUAUUUCGAGGGACUUUUUUUUUUUUUUUUUAAUAAAGUCAUUACUUUUGUUUAGUAAUGCCUUUAAGUAUUAAUAUGUAUUCUGGCUGAGAAGUUGAUAGGUGUGUCAACCAUGGUUUUAACUUAUUUGAAAACAUCAAGAGAUAUAUGAUAAUGUGCCACAAUCCUCAUGAUAAAGGGCUUUUAAAACAAAGAGUUUCUCCGUCCAUUGCCAAGAAAUCCGUGAUGAUUUUGAAAUGGUGAAUCGUGUCUUCGCGCAUAAUUUUUGCACAGGUAGAUGGAAAAUGUUUGGUAAAAGCCAAAAAAAGUAAGGAAUAAGCUUCUUUUUUUUGUUGUUUUUUCCUUCUCUAGGAUUUUUAUCGAUAAGAAGGAGAAAGUGAUGAUGUAGGUACCCUGCUAGCUUAAACUUCCAAAGCAUGGAGGUCUGAUUAAAUUAACCCCUUCCUUUUAAAAACAUUUUGUCACUUCUUUUUGGAGUUACCACAUCAUUAUUAGCUGUAAACUUGUUUUGUGUAUUUUUUGGUUCAUUUUUCCCAAGUCUUCAGGAAGCCCCUGCUGGAAACAUGAAUUUCAACAAUUCGAAAUUUUCCCCUUGUUUUCUUUGCCAUUGUUUAGGCAUUUGCAAGGCAAUAGGAUGGUGAUCUUUGGUUAGACAUCUUAGGACCUAAAUGGAUUGUCAAGUGAGCCAACUGCUGCAAGAUGGUUUUUUUGAGAGGAAAAAAAAUCUUUUUGCCUUAAACGUAAUUUUUCAGCACUUCAGUUACUGGGUUCAUUCUCAAAGAUGUCAUGCCUAUGUCAUUUUUACGGUCCUGAACAGGAGCUUCCUUGAUUCCCUGAUGCCCAGCAAAAUGUUAACACUGAAGUAUGUGGUUGCAUAAAGCACUUGAGCACAUAGCUGUGUUCUGUGCUAAGUCAGCUGUUUGGAGCUGAAGUGUGUCUGUACUGACAUUUUAACAGUCAUUUGGGAAAAAAAAUACGCUCAAAGCUAGCCCAUUAAUUUUUAUGUAAUUAAGCACAAUUAGUGCAGACUCUAAAGGUAAGUUGUUGCUUUAUGCACUGCUGUUGAGUUCAGAAGCCUUUAAGGUCAGGGAGGGUAAUAGGAUUCUUCUGCUGGAUUGUGAUUAAUUUGAUUUUCUUGAUCAAAAUUUAAAGCAUUUGUCAUCCAAAAAUGUGUCCUCCAGGACAGGCAAAUGUGAUUUCUUUCUUUUUUUUAAUGCAGAUAUCAAGUGGGUGAAGUAUCUUGGGGUCUAUCAAGACUGUGCCUUGGAAGUUCUUAAACACCCAUAUGGAGGGAUUUUUUAUGUUUAUUUAACUUACUCCAUGUGAUUUCCCUUAGAUGGAAAAUCUUUUGAGUCACUUAUAUAAUUCUUAUUGUUACAGCAACUGAAAGGAAAGUUUUUGUGUCCCUGGUUAGCUUCUAAAUUCCCCAGGAAACAUGAUAUUCCUACAGAAAAAUGUAGGCUUACAUUUUGAGUUUAUUCUGACUUUUAUUUAAUGUAAUUUUUCCUCAAGAAACAUACAGUGUUCCCAAUAUCCAUCGCUUUUCCCCAAUUAUUUUCUUAAUCAGUCUUUUUUGAGGUCUUGAAUAAAAUGUAAAAUCAGUAUUUUAAGUUGCCUCUGUAGUAGUCUAGAGUAAAAUGUUAGACCUUGAUCUAAAUGACCAUUUGAAUGUGUUUAUAAAACAAAUCAUUUGGAUACGUUUCUUCUACUUUAUCUUCACAGACUGUAUUUUAGUGAUCUAAAAUGUUUGAAAAGCAGAGAUAUAAAGUUAUAAAACAUUCUUUUGCUAUUGCAGAUAUUUUUAAAGGGAAGUUACAUGCUCAUUUUCUGUGAAAUACUAGAAUGAUUUAGCCCUUCCUCAUUCUCCUGACAGUGCCUGUGAGUCAAAAGUCUUUAUCCUGUGCCCACAAUUUUUAUUCCAAGUAGGGGUGGUGAUGUCUAAAAGCAGCUGGCAGUGUUGCACAAUAUGGUGCUUUAUGGAGCCACGGUGUAUUAGCCUUGGUUGUACAGCAGAAGUGGAGUGCACAUAACUUCUGAUUUUUUUGACAAAUCUAAUGUAAUUGUUGCUUUGUGAUGUUCUACCGUUGAAUGCAAUUAUGGAAGCCCACAUCAUGUAGUGACGUUUGUGCUCUGACAUGACAUGCCCAAAAUGAAAUGUACUAUAUUGUAUACAAAGAAGAAAAAAUAACAUUGUAGUUAACCUAGAGAAGAUGUAAAUAAAAUAUGAAAGAAGAGUGGAACGAGACAAAUGGUCACACUCUCGUGUGUGUUAUAUGCCAGAAGUGUAGAAUACUAUAAAAAUGUAACACACUAAUGUAUUUUGUACAGCAUCUGCUUUAGAAGGUGCCUUAUUGAGUUUACCAUGAAUUGCUUGUUCUGUACACAGAUUAUGUCCAAUGUAUCAUUUUUAAGUAAAUAACCUUAUUUUAGUA
This is a messenger RNA of Myiozetetes cayanensis, 6490 nucleotides long. RefSeq names its product bone morphogenetic protein receptor type 1A (gene BMPR1A). The record is from RefSeq and is a predicted model, not a curated record. Gene Ontology annotation, cellular component: signaling receptor complex; plasma membrane. Gene Ontology annotation, biological process: dorsal/ventral pattern formation; BMP signaling pathway; protein phosphorylation. Gene Ontology annotation, molecular function: SMAD binding; ATP binding; transforming growth factor beta receptor activity, type I. The coding region runs from base 332 to 1930 and encodes 532 amino acids. The transcript has 13 exons. Lineage: Eukaryota; Metazoa; Chordata; Aves; Passeriformes; Tyrannidae.